Molecule: messenger RNA, 858 nt
Organism: Uloborus diversus
Lineage: Eukaryota; Metazoa; Arthropoda; Arachnida; Araneae; Uloboridae
Product: outer dynein arm-docking complex subunit 4-like
Exons: 1
Coding region: 1-858 (285 amino acids)
Cellular component (GO): cytoplasm
Molecular function (GO): protein binding
Source: RefSeq, a predicted model, not a curated record
AUGGACGAAGAUGAAGAAGAGACAGAAGUUAAAAAAGGACCUAAAUUUUCAACAUCUAUGUACAUUUCACAAGGAAGUACUUACCUUCACCACAAUCGAGUAGAAAAAGCAAUAGCCUGCUUCAACACAGCUUUGGAAAAAGAACCCAACAAUUUACGGAGCCUCAUUUACCGGUCCAAGUGCUACAUGAGAAUGGCCAGAUUCCAAGAUGCGUAUCGGGACGCAGAAACGGCCCUACGGUCGAAUUCCAAAUCUUGCGAGGCAAAAGCUCUGAAGGGGGAAGCCGAAUAUUUCCUGGGAGACUUCGAGAGGGCUCUUUUGACUUUCAGGAGAGCAGAGCGCGAAAGACCGAACUUCGAAAGAUUCAGGUUUGGACAGCAGAUGAGUCGGAGAGCCAUCGACAACGCCUUGCAGCCUGAUGAUCCUAUGACCUUGGGUGACGAAGACACGGAGAGAUUCCAAAAGAUCGACGAUGAAACAGUUUGUGAACAAGUAGAGCCAAGGGGACACGACCCGCUGACGGAGGACAUCAAAACACUUGAUGAAUUUCUGUCAGAUGACUGUAUUUCUUCCGUGCACCCUAUCUGUAGUGAGCUUAAGUCUUAUUUGAAAGAUCGACAACAGUUUUGGAGAACACAAAAUCCUGCUGGUACUAAACGAGCCAGUAAAGCAAUCAAUUCUCAGGAAGCUAAGAGAGGGCGAGCCGAAAAGGAUCACACAUCUGACACGAAAAAAGAAGACAGAAAGGGUGGUGAUUUAGUAUCUAGUCACGAGGUUGAAAAGCACCCAGGUAUAACAGAAACUAUUGAAGAGAAAGGAACACCAAAGAAGGAUAUUAAUAAAAGAAAAGAAGAUUAA